AGUUCACCAUUAAAAUUCUUUGCCAGUUUUUCCCCACCGUUUUCAUUAUAAUAUAUACGUUGUUUAUAUUCUAACUUCCACACUUGUGUCCAGAAGUUGGAUAAGUGAUGUUACAUCUCGUACAUAGAUAGUGGUGGUUAUAAAGUUACAAAUUAAUUACCUACCUACUUGGUUGCUUCAAGUGAGAUUACAGGUAAGCUACAGAACUCAAAGAUUAAAGAUCCGUCAUGACAUCGAUACGGCAUCUGUGUCCAAGCCUGGAAAUUAAAGCACAGAAAGAACUGAAUGAAGUGCCAAGUAGAGUCUCUUCAGAUAUCCAAGCUCUUAGAGAUUGGCUGAAAAAGCAGCCGCACUUGAAAUCCGUCAAUCCCUCAAAUCAAUGGCUUAUCGGAUUUUUAAGAGGUAACAAAUUCAGUCUGGAGAGGAGCAAGGGGAAGCUAGAAAUGUAUUAUACUCUGCGAACAGUGCUGCCUGAGAUUUAUCAAAAUAGAGAUCCGUUUGAUUCUAAAAUACAAGACAUUUUACAAAUGGGACAUUAUCUACCAUUAAAAAUUACUGAAACGGAUGACGCUUGUCGGGUUUGUGUUGCCCGUUUCAACGAUACCGCAACAAAACAUCAUAUACUAGACGUGAUAAAAGUAUGUUUUAUGAUUAAUGAAAUAAUGUUAUUGGAAGACGACAAUUACACGAUAGCUGGAAUUAAUACAUUGGUGGAUCUCGAGGGCGCUGGUAUUAAUCUUUUUAUUCAAUGGACGCCAGCAAUAGCAAAAAAAGUACUAACAAGCGUGGAAAAAGCUUAUCCAUUGCGACUCAAAGGCUGUCACAUCUUACGUACACCACCUGGAUUUGAAACAGCAUACUCUAUAGUGAAGUCAUUUCUAAGUGAAAAAUUUAAGCAAAGGUUUUUCGUAUACACCAAAAUGAAUGAAUCUGUGUACAACGCAUUUUCGAGAAAAGUUUUACCUCAAGAAUAUGGCGGGGAGAAUGCUACUUCAAUACAGGAAUUAAUAGAUCACUGGAAAGCGAAGGUGGAAAGUUAUCGUGAAUGGUUCCUUCUCGAAGACGAGCAGCGUUCGGAUGAGACAUCAAGGCUAGGCGAACCAAAAACGUCAUCAAGCUUGUUCGGCGUGGAAGGUUCUUUUAGAAAAUUGGAAGUAGAUAUCAUAUAUUAUUACCUAUAUUUUUUAAAUUCUCAAAUUGAAAUAAGAAUCAAAAUGCCUCAAAUGGAGAUAAGACCAUUGCUUCCAAUACUAAAAGAGAAGGCACGAAAGGAAAUUAAUGAAGAACCAGACAGGAUUGUUCCCGAUAUUAGUGCUAUAAGAGAAUGGCUUGAAAAACAACCACAUUUGAAGUCUGUAAAUCCAAGCGAUCAAUGGAUAGUUUCUUUUCUACGUGGAAAUAAAUACAGCCUAGAAAGAACAAAAUCUAAGCUAGACAUGUAUUACACACUGAGGACCUUGCUUCCGGAGAUAUUCUGUAACCGAAAUCCAUUCGAUCCAAUUGUACAAGGAAUUUUGAAACUGGGCAUUUUUCUACCAUUAACUACUUUAGAAAGAGAAGACUCGCGCAGAGUUACCCUAAAUCGACUUAAUGCCGUCGAAAGCUCUAAUAAUCGUCUGAUUGAUGUAUUUAAGGUUGUUUUUAUGAUAAUUGAAAUACUAAUACUUGAAGAUGAUAAGUUUGUUAUCGCUGGAGAGGAUUUAGUAGUAGAUCUAGAUGGUGUAGGAAUUCGUACAUUCAGUCAAUUUACCCCAACAGUGGCGAAGCAAACAGCGGCAAUUUCGGAAAAGGCUUUGCCCGUGCGCUUAAAAAGCAGCCACUUACUGCAUACAUCAACGGCAUUUGAAAGUGUUUAUUCCAUGUUCCGGAUGCUUAUAAGUGAAAAAUGGAAGAAAAGGUUUAACGUAUACAGCCGAAAUUUGGAAGCAAUGUAUGACGUGAUACCCCGUACCAUAUUGCCAAAGGAGUAUGGCGGCAUGUGCGGUACUAUUGAAGAAUUAACUGAUUAUUGGAAGAUUAAAGUUGAGAGCUACAGUGAGUGGUUUUUUCGUGAAGAGAUGGUUCGUUCAGACGAAGCCUUGAGGCCGGCUCAGGCAAAGACAACUUCCGAUCUCUUCGGCGUUGAAGGCUCUUUCCGAAAAUUGGAUGUUGAUUAGAUAAAAUUACAAUCACAGCACAGAAAAAGCUUGAAGGGCACGAGACGGCUCUGACCGCAAAAUUCAAAAAUUUGGUUUUUCGCAAUUUGUAAACUAAUACGACAACGUAGGCU
Maniola jurtina (meadow brown) is the source of this 2269-nucleotide messenger RNA. RefSeq lists its product as uncharacterized. Bases 228 to 2156 code for a protein of 642 amino acids. Gene Ontology annotation, molecular function: phosphatidylinositol bisphosphate binding. Gene Ontology annotation, cellular component: membrane. The record is from RefSeq and is a predicted model, not a curated record. The transcript is spliced from 13 exons. NCBI's taxonomy places the organism in Eukaryota, Metazoa, Arthropoda, Insecta, Lepidoptera, Nymphalidae.